Malaclemys terrapin pileata is the source of this 981-nucleotide messenger RNA. Its product is annotated as olfactory receptor 6N1-like. Gene Ontology annotation, molecular function: olfactory receptor activity; G protein-coupled receptor activity. The transcript has a single exon. Gene Ontology annotation, biological process: G protein-coupled receptor signaling pathway. The coding region runs from base 1 to 981 and encodes 326 amino acids. The record is from RefSeq and is a predicted model, not a curated record. Lineage: Eukaryota; Metazoa; Chordata; Testudines; Emydidae. Gene Ontology annotation, cellular component: membrane.
AUGGCAGACACAGGUUGGAAAAACCAAACGACCAUCACAGAAUUGAUCCUUCUGGGAUUCGGGGAUCUCCCUGACCUUCAAAUUCUUCUUUUUCUAAUGUUCCUACUGAUCUAUAUUGCAACCGUGGCUGGGAACACUCUCAUCGUGGUGCUUGUUGUGACAGAUCAGCACCUUCACACCCCCAUGUACUUCUUCCUGGGCAACUUGUCCUACUUGGAGACCUGCUAUACCUCGGCAUUCCUGCCCAGGUUACUGGCCAGUCUCCUGACUGGGGACAGAACCAUCUCAGUCAAUGGCUGCAUCACACAACUGUAUUUCUCUGGUUCUCUGGCUGCUACGGAAUGCUAUCUCCUAGCAGCGAUGUCCUAUGAUCGGUAUUUAGCGAUAUGUAAACCCCUGCACUAUUCAACUCUUAUGAAUAACAGGUUUCGCCUCCAGCUGGCUGCUGGGUCAUGGUUAAAUGGUUGUUUGGCCAGUACAGUCUUUAUAUUAUUCAUAUCACAGCUAAUAUUCUGUGGCCCAAAUGAAAUUGACCAUUUCUAUUGUGAUCCCAUCCCACUGAUGGAACUCUCCUGCAGUGACAUACACCUGAGCAUAUUGGUGGAUUUCAUAAUAGUCUCCGUAUUCACCCUGCCUCCAUUCCUACUAACCCUGACUUCCUACGUGUUUAUCCUUGCCAGUACCCUGAGAAUCCCUUCCACCACUGGGAGACAAAAGGCCUUUUACACCUGCUCCUCUCACCUCACUGUGGUGACAAUUUUCUAUGGAACCAUAUUCAUUGUCUACAUGCUACCGAAAGGUGAUACACUCAGAGAUCUGAAGAAAGUGCUCUCUCUUUGCUUCACGGUCCUAACUCCCCUGGUAAACCCCCUCAUCUACAGUUUGAGAAACAGAGAGGUCAAGGAAGCCUUGAGGAAAGCAGUCAGUAAAUGCGGCUUUCACAAAAAAAAAACAUGUAGAGACUCUAAGAUAAUAAUUUAG